UGGAGGAAGAUGGGACUGCGGGAACCCCGUCCUUUACCUGGAAGGAUGAGCGUCGGUAGUCUCCUCGUGGCGGGAGGAAGGGGGCGAUGUUUUCCAGUUCCAUUAAGGUCAUCCUUAUUCCAGGCGUUACAUAGUUCCUGCUGUUGGAAAAAAUCCGCUGCACCUAAGAAGAUUACUCCCAAUGCUGCUUUUUACGAUGAAAAUACAAAGGAACCUGGAAAUGCACUUGACAAGCUCUUCUCUUCAGAACAGCAGGCUUCCAUCUUGCAUGUGUUGAAUACGGCAUCUAAUAAAGAACUUGAAGCUUUCAGGUUGCUUCGUGGAAGAAAAUCUGUCAAUAUUAUAGAGCACAGAGAGAAGUUUGGGCCAUUUCAGAAUUUGGAGAGUUUAAUGAAUGUGCCCUUGUUCCAGUAUAAAACUACCAUUCAAGUUUGUAACUCCAUUCUUUGUCCAGAGACUGGAGGGAAAAAAAGAAAGUUCCAGGACAACCGGCUCUUGAGAAAGCUCAUCAAACCAGAAAUAGAGAGAGAGAGACUUAAGGCAGUUCAUAGUAUCGUAUCCAUCGUUUUUGGAACUCGAAGAGUUGCCUGGGCUCACGUGGAUCGUAAACUGGCGGUGCUGGACUGGCAGCAGGAUGAGUGCAGCCAGCUGAUGAAAGGAACGUACAUAUCAUCUGUCUAUUUACAAGAGAUUUCUUCAGUCAUUUCAAAGAUGCCUAAAGCUGACUUCUAUGUUCUGGAAAAAAUCGGGUUUUCAGUUCAGAACUCAUCUCGGUUUCCUGUAGUGUUACAUUUUCAUAUCAUGGAAGCCAUGCUGUAUGCCUUAUUAAACAAAACCUUUGCCCAGGAUGGCCAGCAUCAGGUGCUGAGCAUGAAUCGAAAUGGAGUGGGGAAGCACUUUGAACUGAUGAUUGGGGACACACGAACUAGUGGAAAAGAGCUCGUGAAGCAGUUCCUCUCAGAGUCUGUUCUGAAGGAGCAGCCUCGGGUAGUCUUCCCCCCUGAGAAGAUUGUCCUCUACAGACAGAUGUUUUCAUCUACCGAACAGCACAGAGCAGAAGAGUUGUAUGACUCAUUAUUGCAAGCUGUUGCCUUCUAUGAAUUAGCAGUUUUUGACACUGAACCUUAAAAUGCUGAGGUUAAAUAAAGAGCUCUAAGGUUAUAUUAAUUUAUAUUUAUUAGCCCGAAAGCUGUACAGCCAACUGUUUUUAACAUCCAUGUUUAUGGAGAAGAAAAUAUGUUUGUAUUUAAAGUCAGACUUUCGACUGUUGAAUUGUUCAAACAGUAAUAAGCUAAAUCAAUAAAUAUUUUAGGAGAUUCUGUGCCUUUUGGGUAUAAGGGUUAAAUAGUAAGAUGCCCCCUAAAUAGCCAAAGCAAGAACGAAGUUAUCUUGCCUGAAAAGCAGAUUCCAUCCCAUACCAAUGAUCUGUAUCAUUCUAUUGUUAAUAGAGAGUAAGGAUUUUUUGGGGUGGUGCUUAUUAUGGGAAUAACACUAAAUAUAAUCAAGAACACAACUUAUGAAGUCAUCUUCUUAAUUCUGUAAGUAGCAUGUGGUUUGAUGUAUUGCUUCCAAAAGGUGAUUUUCAUCAAUUCAGUUUUAUCAGCCCAGAACAAAGGUUUGUCUAAUACAUUCUUUUUUUCCCCCACUUUGAAAUAUUUUAC
This is a messenger RNA of Enhydra lutris kenyoni (northern sea otter), 1661 nucleotides long. RefSeq names its product transcription elongation factor, mitochondrial. The transcript is spliced from 4 exons. Gene Ontology annotation, biological process: transcription elongation by mitochondrial RNA polymerase; mitochondrial transcription. Lineage: Eukaryota; Metazoa; Chordata; Mammalia; Carnivora; Mustelidae. The coding region runs from base 10 to 1128 and encodes 372 amino acids. Gene Ontology annotation, cellular component: mitochondrial nucleoid. The record is from RefSeq and is a predicted model, not a curated record. Gene Ontology annotation, molecular function: DNA polymerase processivity factor activity; nucleic acid binding.